CGCGCCGUUGCGACCCAGUCAUCAAAGACAGUGAAGGAAAACUAACACACAACUGACUUGACCUUUACAGCUGACAUUAACUACCUAUAAGUGAAAACUAUUGGACAAAUUUGCUCUAUCGUUUUGAAUGCAGUCAUCUCAGUGGUGAUGGUAAUGGUGAGGAAAGCCUCCAGAAAUGUUGGGAAAUACACACUGACAUACAAGUCCCAGUCAAACAAAAGGACUCUUCGCCCAGCCAGAACCAUCAUGACCCGCAGCCAGUGUAUCACCAGCGCCAGUUUCUUUCACAGGCUCCCAUCAGAGGUGUUUGACAUGAUCCUGGAUAAACUGUCUGUGCUGGAGAUCAGUGUGUUUAGUAUGGUGUCCAAAGAAAUCACUAGAUAUGUUGUGGACUACAUCUCCACCCUGGCCUGGAAGAAUAAAACGAUCAUCCAAAGCCUUCACCACUCCACCUGCCUUGAGCAGAGAUCCACCAUUGGACACUACAGAAACCUGGGUUUAUUGUUCAAGAGAUGUACCCUGUUGCUACCAACAAAGGAGAGGUUAAAAUUUAUCUUUAGCAAGUUUUCACAGAUUCCCUGCUUCAUGUUGGAGCAGUGUCUAGCUCCAGACUGCAUUGGCUUUUCCAGCUAUGGUGUGUUCGUCCAGGCAGUAAUUGCAGGGUGGGAUGAGCUGGAGUGCCACAGAGUGUUCAACUUCCUGUGUGACCUCACAAACCUGCUGCAAAGAAUUGAGGCAGUUAUUACUGCAAAACCAGGGGUGAGGUGGUAUCAGGAGCUGCAGCUCCGUCUUUUCUGCCGUCAGGUUCUCUUGGACCCAUGGCCAAACCAGCCAGAGAGUCAGUUUUGGCUAACGCAACUCCUGAAGCCUUGGCCCAUGGUCAGCCAGGCACACUUACUGUUCAUCCUCUAUGGACCCCUGCUGCCUGAGGGUACUCUAGGUUGGCAGGAUCUGGUGGAGAGGGGGCUGCCUCACAGCGCUCUGUGGGACCUGGCCAGGGCCAUCAUCUUGCUUUUCGGCAAACUAGAAGUCAAAGGCUGGACUACCGACUCGAUGCUGGCCAUCCUGGAGGAGCUCACUGUCAUUCCUCAGCCAUGGCAUAUGGAGAAUGUCGCUCGUCUCUUGGUGCUGUGUGGCAGCAGUCUCUGCUACAAUGUCCUGGCCAGCAAGGCUGUGAAUGGACGACUCCUUGAGAUCUCCAGACUCAUCGUCUACAUCAUACUGGUGUGUGAGAAGGAUGGCUAUCACAUGACCUGGGCGGUGAAGUUGGUACAGCAGAUCUGCAAGGUCUUCAGCACGGCUCCUGAAAAGUUCUGUUUCCUGCGACAACUGGAGAACACGUUUUCAGCAAUCACAAGGGAGUUCUUCGAGUUUUCUGUAGCAGGCAACCACCUUGAAGACAGGGAAACUUUCCAGACCCUGUGUAUCCUCCUGGACUCCAGUGCUCGCUUCCACACUAAAUUCCUGUACAUGUUCCUGAAAUAGGAAUGAUGCAGAUUAAAAGUAACAGGAUGUGGAGGAGAGGAGGAAGAGCCGAGGAAGAGACAGUCGCCAAUAAUGAAGGGCAGUAACCAAAGAGUGAAAGAGAGUGAAUGACCUUUAAAACAAUAGUAAGACGAAGCUUUGAAAGUUCAGCGAAAUCUGAGGGUGAAUGUGGUUGACAGUUCACUGUAGGCUAUAAACAACAUUGCAUUUGCCAGGUGAAAAUACAGAUGUUUAAUUACUUUGACCAAACAGCAUAGUUAUUUAUACAAAUUUUAUAUUUCUCUCAAAGUUUAAAAAAUCUUGUUCUUCU
This is a messenger RNA of Xiphias gladius (swordfish), 1795 nucleotides long. RefSeq names its product F-box only protein 47-like. The record is from RefSeq and is a predicted model, not a curated record. Bases 148 to 1485 code for a protein of 445 amino acids. The transcript is spliced from 11 exons. NCBI's taxonomy places the organism in Eukaryota, Metazoa, Chordata, Actinopteri, Istiophoriformes, Xiphiidae. Gene Ontology annotation, molecular function: protein binding.